CUGAUGCGUUGCACAUUUUUGCAACUAAUAAAGAAGUGGAUGCGCACAACUCUGCAACACUGGCUCUGCUCCAUACUCAUAUCAUUGACAUCCAUGCAGAUGAUUAUAGAAAGGAUCCUAGAACUGGCAGAAUGGCACUUCAAGACAGACCAUUGAAAGGAGGUAAAAACGAGUUACCAGACACACUGAAAGUUGCAGAAGGAGCUCGUGUCAUGCUCACCAGAAACAUUGACAUACAAAAUGGUUUGGUUAAUGGAGCUUUUGGAAUACUACUUAGAGUAGUUUACUCUGAAAAUGACCAACACAUCAUCAAGCUUGGACUUAAAAUGGAUAAUGAGACAUCUGGAAAGAAUAACCGAACACCAGCAGACGACAUGGUGUACAUUGAGAGAGCAGAGGAGAAUCUGAAGCAGAAAGGAGUGGUACGAAGACAGUUCCCAGUGAAGCUGGCCUUUGCAUGUACAAUACAUAAGGUACAGGGUAUGACAACCACAUCAGCUGUUGUCUCUCUUAAGAGCAUUUUUGAGCCCGGCAUGGCCUACGUAGCUGUCAGUAGAGUGACGUCUCUCAGUGGACUGUAUCUUCUUGAUAUGGAGGAGAAAAAAAUAUUCACCAACCCAGAAAUCCCUGCAGCACUUGAGAACAUGAGACAAGCCAACCUUGAUGACAUGAUGCCUCUUCUACACGUGAGACAAACACUGAGCAGGUCAGACGUUUUCACCAUUGUUCAUCAUAAUACAGAGGGACUGCCAGCUCACAUUAAUGACAUCAAGAGUCACCAUGAAUUGUGUCUAGCAGAUGUUUUGUGCCUAACAGAAACACACCUGCGGGGCUCUUUUGUCGCAGAGAGUCUCCACUUGGAAAAUUACAAUUUGUUCAAACGCAACAGACACCUGUCCUACACAAACUUUCCCCAGAUGGCAAACAGAAGUGGUGGUGGAGUUGCUGUUUAUGUGAAAAGUGACAUUCAAGUGCAUGAAAAACAGUACAUCCAUAAUGUAACUGACCUUGAAUUUCUGGCUUUAAAGGUUGAAGCACCAGUCAGUGCUCUGAUUGCAGUUGUGUACAGACCUCCAGACUACACUCUGAGGCCAUUCCUGAAAAACCUGGUGUUUCCCUCUGUGAUCCAUCCCCUUCAGAGCUGAGACACUCAGGACUGAACAGACUGCACAGUUUCUGUGACUGAGCCUACAAAACACCUUCUUUGAAACCUCACAUGAUAGAAGGGCUUUAUAUUUGCAGCAGCACUACUAAAGUUGGCAGGAAUGUUGCUGCAGGAAAACAUCCCUGCAGAUCACCAUCAUUGUCAGACUGACUUUGCCUCCUCUGUGCAGUGUCAAGAUCCUCCUUAAAUGAGUGUUCCUCAGCUAUCCUGCUUCUGUGCUGCUUGCCACACAUCAAACACUGGCCGGAUGACAGGGAGGAUCCACUCUGAAGUCACUGGACAUGAUGAGGAUCAUAUGGGACUUUAUAGUUUCACAGAAACGUUGUGCUCUUUGAUUACAGG
Messenger RNA from Oreochromis niloticus (Nile tilapia), 1507 nucleotides. RefSeq lists its product as uncharacterized. The record is from RefSeq and is a predicted model, not a curated record. Gene Ontology annotation, molecular function: catalytic activity. NCBI's taxonomy places the organism in Eukaryota, Metazoa, Chordata, Actinopteri, Cichliformes, Cichlidae. The transcript has 4 exons. The coding region runs from base 132 to 1145 and encodes 337 amino acids.